ACAGUUAGCUGGAUUCGUAAGCUUGACGCGUGGUGGUGCUUUUUACGAAUCUUAUAAGUGCAUUCUUGUGAAAUAUACAGAGCACAAUAACAAAAUCACAAAGAUAUAUUCAGCAUGGACGAUCGCGGAGUGUUGAGCCUGGUGAAGAAGGUGGUCCACUCGCUGUUGGUCUCCUCACCAGGAAAAAUGACCAUUGAGAAGCUGAUGCGGGAUUACAGAAGCGAAGAGGGCUGCAAUUUGCCCUACAGCAAACUGGGAUUCAAGGACGCCGAAUCAUUCCUCCGAUCCAUUCCGGAUACGGUUACUGUGAUGGGCCACGGACCAAUGGCAUUGAUAACUGCAGUACCCACUGCCAAAUCGGCGCACAUUCAGAAACUAGUCAAUAGCCAAAAGAAGUCCAGGAGUCGAGGCUCUCACAAGCCCAAGUAUUCCUACGCCUCCGAGCGAUCCGAUCUAGUCUUCAUUAACGAAAGUGUCCGUAAAAUGAAUAACAGAAACAUGCCGCCGCCGGCGCCUCGAACUUAUCAGAGCCCCAGCAAUCUGAAUCUUCCUGUUUCGUAUCCCAACUAUAAUCGACUGUUAUAUCCCGUCCACACGCCUGUUGUUUACGCCAAUAUUAACGAAAUGAUCUGCGCCGGACAGCAGCAGGUGCUAUAUAAUCAUCUGCAGUACAACCUUUACAUUCAGUCGAUGACUAAUUCGUAUGCCUUUCCGCAGAAUACCUCUAGACCCCAAAGGCCUAGCUCUUCGUAUAAAUCCAACUCUGAGCCGCUGAAAGUUAAUAAUUGGUCGCAGAACAGCCUGAAGCCCCUAAAAGAGCAAAUCCAUCAGUCACAAUAUGUUCCAAAGCAUGUCUCCUCUACUGAGAAUAAGCAAGUAAAGCCAACUCAGGAAUUAGAGAAAGAAACCCAGACAUUGGCCCAAGCGUUUCAAAACCUAUCCGUGGACGUUGCUUCCACUGGUCACCAAGAAAAGCCAGAGUACGAAGUAUAUGAGACUGAUGAGGAAUUCGUAAGGGACCCCUUCGCCUCUGCAGAGAUAAAUGAUCCAAAGGAGGAUGAUGAACCGGUAGUGCCCACAAUUCAAAAGAAUGCGGUGAAGCCUCUGGAACCCCAGAAGUAUGUCUUUGACUACGCGUCUUCUGACGAUGGGGAAGAUGAAAAUGCCAUUCCAUCUUAUGCUGUGGACGAUCGAGUUCUAGGCGUUGACUAUCCCAUGGAUGCGGUUCGUUCUGAAUUCACACUGCCUGUUCGCGAUAUUGAGUCCAUUAUCGAGUUACAGCAACGCAUUGAGGUGCAGUUGGUGAGUUUGGUCAAUCCCCACAACUUCAACUUCUGGAUAUAUAACGACGAGUUUAAUAAAUACAAGGAACUGUAUGCCAAUAUGCAGUUGUCCUAUGAAAGUCUUGACACGGAUAAAUACACAAUGCCACUGUGUUUGAUAAAUACGGAUCAUCUUUGUGUGGUUCGCCCCGGCUGCACGAGUAUUUGGGAAAGAGCCAAAGUGGUAGGGUACCGGCCCAGUAACAACGGAAUGUCGAUCAAGGUAGAGCUGGUUGACAAAGGGGACAUAGUUUGCGUGAGCCACCAGAAUGUCAAGUUUCUGCUAAAGCAGUUUGCCUCGCUGCCACCGCAAUGUUUCGCUGGUCGAUUGGCCUUUAUAACGCAAUGGAAGGCUCCAAAUUGGUCCGCCGAAGCUGUUAACUUCUUCUACAAGAUGGUAUCCUUCCGCAGACUUUACGCAAAGGUGGAAGCUAUUAAGAACAACACUGCCUAUCUUGUGCUAGUGGAUCCGGAAACACAAACACACUCUGUGAACUUAAAUAAGUCGCUCAUAGACUCCGGUUGGGUGCGUCGCUGCAUAAGUGCAUAAAAUGCUAUCAUAUUGAUACUUCAUUUAUUACCACUUAUACGAAUUUAAUGUCAAAUCUUUGUCGUGUCGACAUGGAAUGUCGAAUGGAUUUUUUAUGUUUUCCAGUAGGACUUUAAUGAAACUCGUUGACGUAUUAUUUUAAGGCAAACGCUGUCCUUCUGCUUUCUUUUUAUUAGUUUACGUGUAAUAAAAUACUAGGUUACAUAAAUCCUUCAACAA
Drosophila yakuba is the source of this 2091-nucleotide messenger RNA. RefSeq lists its product as uncharacterized. Bases 115 to 1872 code for a protein of 585 amino acids. The record is from RefSeq and is a predicted model, not a curated record. Gene Ontology annotation, biological process: spermatogenesis. Lineage: Eukaryota; Metazoa; Arthropoda; Insecta; Diptera; Drosophilidae. The transcript is spliced from 5 exons.